AUUGAGGUCCUGUGAAGCUAGAAAUAAAAGCCUAGCUGGUGAUUCUCCAUCCAUAGCCUUGCGAACCUUGGACGAGGCGCGGGUCUCCGGAUAUCUUUUCCGAGAAACGACGCACUUGCAUCUGGAGCCCCCCAGAUCUUCAUUCUCCGCGUUCUCGAUCCAAUCUCAUAAUUCCUCCUCUAUCUUCAGCUUCACUCUCACCCGUGCCGAGUAAGAGAGACGUCAGCCCGAGGCAAAUCCAUCUCGACAACAAACAUUUUCAACACCCAUCCUCCAAUCCAAGCCCCCAGCACUUUUGUCCCCGUCAACCGCCAAACCAUGUCCUCGGACAUCCUCACUCAACUCCAGACCUGCUACGACCAACUACUCACCCAAUUCUUCUCGACCAUCUCCUACCUCUCUCAACGCCACCCACUCGUCGCCCCGAUCCCCGACCCAAAUGACCCCUACACCAACCCUCCCUCCGCGACCGCGCCCCCACAAACACCCAACCUCGACGGCACACCCGCAGCUCCCUCGUCAGGCCUGCUCCCUGGCCCCGAAGACACAGACCGCUCCGUGUAUCCUCUCCGGCCCGCGGCGCCGGAAGUCUUCGCGUCCGCCCAGCGCGAACUUAGCGACGACCUCGUCACCAAAGCCCAGCAGAUCGAAUAUCUCAUCUCCAGACUUCCGGGCAUCGGACGUGGCGAGGAACAACAGGCCGAAGAAAUCCGAAUAUUGGUCGAGAAAGUACGGGAGAUGGAGGCGCGAAGAAAAGAGAAGCGCAGGGAAAUGCGCGAGUGCGUGAGACGAUUGGACGCAGUGGUGUUGGGUAUGGCCGAGAGUGUGGAGUACGAUGCAGAUAGCAAUAAGCACGAGCAAGCAACAGAGACGUGACGAUCAACUUUUGGUCACUUCGAGAAACAAACAAUCGUCACUGAAGGUUGAUUCAAGAGCCUUACUACGGGCUGGUGUCAAAGGUCGGAGUCGUGAAUGGUCAUUAUUCAAAAGGAAAGCAAGAGACUUGAUCUCCUAGUUACAAAAUCUCACCACGCUUGCUCGAAUGACAGACAACAGAAGCAACGACAUUAUCAAGGACCAUAUCCAUCGGAAAGCCGCAAGAGCCACCACGACAAUGCUUAUUCAUUCCAAGUCGAAGCUCGCGUCCUCGGCCGAGAAGUCCCGGUCUGCUAAACCAUCAUGCUCCUCCGCCGACUGGCCGCCCUCUCCGUACUCGGAGCGAUGCUGUUGCCUGAGGUGGCACUGCUAUCAGUACCUGAUGGUCGUAUAUUGGAGUUAAUGCUGCUGGAACGCUUCAAGCCCGCGGCUCGAGAAGAGGACGAGUUCUGUCUCAGGCUCGCAGCCGAACUGGGGCGCGGAGGCGGCGCCCUCGGAGUAGGAUUUAACCGCGAGGACAGUAGCGGUCCUGCGUUGUCCUUGGUAGGAUUAUCGACGGCUGAGUCGGAGGCAGAAGACUGCAUAGAAUGCCUUCUGCUCAGCAAAUUUGUGGUACUUUUCCGCUUUGUCGUCCUCGCAUCCUGCUCAU
Molecule: messenger RNA, 1525 nt
Organism: Exophiala xenobiotica
Lineage: Eukaryota; Fungi; Ascomycota; Eurotiomycetes; Chaetothyriales; Herpotrichiellaceae
Exons: 1
Coding region: 319-876 (185 amino acids)
Biological process (GO): regulation of transcription by RNA polymerase II
Cellular component (GO): mediator complex
Molecular function (GO): transcription coregulator activity
Source: RefSeq, a predicted model, not a curated record